AUGUCAUUAAAAAAUGAAAUUCAGAAUAAUGAAUGUCAUAAAUUGACACAUAGGAUUAUAAUUUUGACGACGCAUGUGGCUCAGUUUGUAAUGACCCUACUUGCUGUGCCAGCGGUCGUGGGUUCGAGUCCCGUUGGGGGCAUUCAUUUGUGUGAUGAGCACCAGUCACAGACCACUCUACCCUCCAAACGACGCCUACUAUCACUUAAGAUGGUUUACACUCGUCCUUCAUCUUUGCCAAUACCAACUAUCUGGCAUAGAUUCACUACCAGGGGAACGAAACUACGAGUCCAGGAUAUGACAGAAGAUCAGGUGGAACCUGCUGUCCAGCUCCUGGCUAAAUAUUUUAUGGCUGAUGAGCCCCCUUGCAAGUAUAUAGAAAUACACAAAUAUCCAUCUGCUCAAGCGGAACUAGAGAAGCUAUGGCGAGAUACUAUCAAAGAUAAAUUGUCGAUAGUUUGUGUGGAAGACACAGACAGACCUACAGACAUCAUUGGUGUGAAUAUCCUAACUGUUGCUAGUAAACAUGACAAAGAAGAAAUAUUUAAGUCAGAAGAUAAAAUCUGGGCAAAACUCUUCGGCGCGGUGGACCUAGUCUCGCGUAGUGUAGACGUGUAUAGCAGGUUCGAUGUCGAGCAGUACCUCACUGCAUAUGGACUGGUUGUAGAUCCGAAAUGGCGGGGACGUGGGAUUGGAAAAGAGAUAUUAUUAGCUAGACCAAAACAUAUAUUUACAUCAUUAAUCGAACCCGCGAUCUCCGAUAUAAACACUGAACCACACGGUCUUAAUAAUAAAAUUUCAAUAAACUCGCCAAUGAGAUUCCAUUGUGGUGGAAAUGAAGGAGAUCCGUCG
Brenthis ino (lesser marbled fritillary) is the source of this 852-nucleotide messenger RNA. NCBI's taxonomy places the organism in Eukaryota, Metazoa, Arthropoda, Insecta, Lepidoptera, Nymphalidae. The record is from the annotation of a GenBank genome assembly.